Aspergillus heteromorphus CBS 117.55 is the source of this 1159-nucleotide messenger RNA. Its product is annotated as proteasome regulatory particle base subunit RPN10. Gene Ontology annotation, cellular component: cytosol; nucleus; proteasome regulatory particle, base subcomplex. The record is from RefSeq and is a predicted model, not a curated record. NCBI's taxonomy places the organism in Eukaryota, Fungi, Ascomycota, Eurotiomycetes, Eurotiales, Aspergillaceae. Gene Ontology annotation, biological process: proteasome-mediated ubiquitin-dependent protein catabolic process. Bases 129 to 977 code for a protein of 282 amino acids. The transcript has 4 exons. Gene Ontology annotation, molecular function: polyubiquitin modification-dependent protein binding.
CCCCCCCCCCAUCAGCGCUCGCCUCUGCACCCCGUUCCUACCAUUUACAACCUUCUCUCAUAAACUUGAAUUCUCUCCAUUCUCUUCUAUAUUUCUUCCCCAAUCUACCCCGCCAACACAGAGCCAAGAUGUCGUCGCUCGAAGCUACCAUGAUCAUUGUCGACAAUAGCGAAAGCAGCAGAAACGGAGACUAUACCUCGACACGAUGGCAAGCACAGAUCGAUGCCGUCAGCGUCAUCCACACCAGCAAAAUGCGCGUACAUCCCCAGUCCGCCGUCGGUCUUAUGAGCAUGGGUGGAAAGGGUCCCGAGGUUCUCUCAACAUUCACCACCGACUUCGGUGGUAUCCUGGCCGGUCUCCAUCGCACGAAGAUCCACGGCACUGCCCACCUUAGCUCCAGUAUACAAGUGGCCGGUCUUGCCCUGAAGCACCGCUCCGAGAAGUCCCAGAGACAGCGCAUCGUGGUGUUCUCCUGCUCUCCGAUCGAAGAAGACGAGAAGACAUUAGUGAAGCUGGCCAAGAAAAUGAAGAAGAACAACGUGUCCAUCGACGUGAUCGCCUUCGGAGACCUGGAGUCCGACCAGACCCAGAAGCUGGAGGCCUUCGUCGACAACGUCAAGGGUGGCGACGGUUCCCACCUCGCCGUCAUCCCGCCCGGCCCCAACCUGCUGAGCGAGGAGCUCCAGCUCACGCCCAUCCUGGGUGGUGACGGCCCUGGCGCAGAUGGCGCCGGACCCGAAGGCGGUGAUGGGUCCUUUGGGUUCGAGGAUGCCGCCGAGGACGACCCCGAACUCGCAUUCGCCCUGCGUCUGUCCCUGGAAGAGGAGAAGAACCGACAAGAGAAGGAGAAGCGGGACCGGGAGGAACAAGAAGGCAAAGUCAACCUGGAGAACAUCCCCGAAGAAGGCCAACCCGGUGGUGAGUCCAGCGGGAGCAAAGACAAGAAAGAGGAUGGCGACAAGAUGGACACCGCUUAAACGUGGGGACCAGAAUAACCUCCUUCCUGGAUGAUUUGAUGCAUACCCGGCGUUUUCAUGUACUUUCCUCUUAUACUGUAAUUGUAGAAAGCGGUUCCCAGUCGACACGCUUUUGAAAGGAUGCGGUAUUAUAUGCAGUCUAUCGUCAUCGUAACUGUUUCCCAUAAUACAAACUAUGGCGC